CAAAUGUACACGUAAUUGCAAGGCCACUUACAUAGGCAUGAGAGAGCGCCAGUUGCGGGUGAGAAUCGCAGAGCAUAUCCUAACAUGGGUCAAGCAUCACAUUUCGAUCCUAGCCCCGUCCAUCACCCAACCUGUGCAGCCAAGGAAUGCAAGUGGUCAACCUUUUAAGACGCCUGUGUCAUCCAUCGCCCGACAUCACCUGACCGACAAACAUUGUGUUGACCCCACGCGUAAGUGCAGUGUGAUCUACGCACCAAACAACACUCAUGUGCUGCGAUACGCUGGGGCAGUCGCAAUCAAACAGCUUGAACCUAGUCUGGGUGUGCAGAAGGACGCCUUCGUCACACUGGCUCUAUCCUGGUAGUAAGCCAGCUGAUGAAUUGACAAAGACGUGUGUGCGCGCAUGUGUGUGGUUGUACGUAUGUU
Molecule: messenger RNA, 426 nt
Organism: Dicrocoelium dendriticum
Lineage: Eukaryota; Metazoa; Platyhelminthes; Trematoda; Plagiorchiida; Dicrocoeliidae
Source: the annotation of a GenBank genome assembly